This is a messenger RNA of Prorocentrum cordatum, 838 nucleotides long. NCBI's taxonomy places the organism in Eukaryota, Dinophyceae, Prorocentrales, Prorocentraceae. The record is from the annotation of a GenBank genome assembly.
AGGGUGGACGCGCUGGACAGCUGGAUGCGCGUGUUCGACUUCUCGAAGUCCGCGGACGAGGACAGCAUCACGGCCGGGGCCAUCGACUAUUCGCAGGACCUGCACUUCACCAUCUUCCGGGCCCGGAAGUCCGCGAGCGUGCACGCGCCCAAGUUCUUCAAGCUGGGGCAGGAGUUCACCAUGCUGUGCACGGUCUCGGAGAAGGGGAGAAUGAGGGUGUUCAAGGACGGACUGCUCGUCGGCGAGAACGCCAAGGGGCACUGCCCGCUGCCCACCGACAGGCCACACCUGACCGUGGGGAGCCACUACCAGUUCCGCGGGCAGCACCUCCGCGGGACCAUCCGCAACGUGAAGGUCUGGGACUGCGAGGUCUCGUGGCCGGCCGCCGAGAGGGUGAAGUCGCAGGCGAAGGCGGCGUGGAGCGCCUGCGGAGCGCGCAGGCGGCCGCGCUCGCUUCCCUCCGGCUCCCCGGCAGAGCUGCCGUCGGAGACCUGACGGCUGCGCAGAAGGUCGGCGCGCGCAACUUUGCUGGCAUCAUGGUGGCCUACGGCGUCGCCUGCGCUGCAGUUGGCACCGCGUGCGUAUCCGGGCCGGGCUUCGACCGAGUGGGCAAGCCCAUGUUUCACGCAGGUCUGCUGUGCCUCGCCGUCUCGCUCCUCUGCGCCGCGCUGGCGCUCACGGGUGCCCCGGCUCUUUCGGGGGACGGUCAGCGGCGUGCUGCGCGCUCCUGCUGCGCGGCUCGCGAGCCUCAGUCGGCGGCGAGCGAGGAUCCUCGACUCUCCAUGAUCCUGUCCUCCUCCUCCUCCUCCUCCUUCCUCCUCCUCCCCUCCUCCUCCUC